Messenger RNA from Aureobasidium pullulans EXF-150, 1035 nucleotides. RefSeq lists its product as uncharacterized. The record is from RefSeq and is a predicted model, not a curated record. Bases 1 to 1035 code for a protein of 344 amino acids. The transcript has 2 exons. Gene Ontology annotation, molecular function: acetyl-CoA hydrolase activity; coenzyme A diphosphatase activity. Lineage: Eukaryota; Fungi; Ascomycota; Dothideomycetes; Dothideales; Saccotheciaceae. Gene Ontology annotation, biological process: coenzyme A catabolic process.
AUGGCAGCAUUGUCGCAAGCAUCAGCAGCCGCCCUAGCCCGCCUCCGCGCAUUCAAACCCCCACCAUCGCAAUACACACAACUACCCCUGACCCGCCGCGCCUCCGUCCUAAUCCUCCUCUUCGCCGACCGCCGCGGCGACCUCCGCGUAAUCCUCACGAUCCGCAGCGCCAAACUGCGCAAUUAUGCCGGUCAAGCCGCUCUCCCUGGAGGGAAAGCCGACACAGAAGCAGAAACAGCAUGGAUGACCGCACGCCGAGAAGCGGAGGAAGAAAUAGGAUUACCAAGUAAUGAUGAGCAGUUACCUUCUGGCUACACGGUGGAGAAACUGACGGAAUUGCCUGCGAAUCUGGCAAUGACGGAGUUGGGGGUUAUGCCUUGUGUUGCUUGGUUGAGGAGUUUGAGCAAAGAUGCGGAUAUUGCAAAAGACCUGUUACCAAGGCUAGACGCCAGAGAAGUGGCUGCAGUGUUUACGGCGCCGUUUGAGCAGUUUUUGAAACAGAGGGAUGAUGUUGAUGUGGAGGGGGAAUGGUAUAGAGGGGCGUGGCAUUCUUGGUAUCAUGAGCCUUGGAGGAUGCACAUGUUUCACGUGCCUGUGACGCCGAGGACGGUAUUCAGGAGUCAAGAGGUGGAGAACACGAGGUUGGAUGCUGCGACUGCGCCGUGUUCGCCCGAGUCGAAGGCUCCUGUGCUUUUGGCCGAUCGGGCUGCCCAGGCGUAUGGGAAACCGGUGCCUGGGUCUAAUGGUCCGGAGAAGGUGGACAAGAGUCUGGCACAAAAGGACGCUCUGGAUAUGCCGCGGUACAGGGUCUUUGGAAUGACUGCACGUAUCUUGGUUGAUGCUGCAAGGGUGGCCUAUGGUCGCGAUCCAGAGUUUGAACACAACUCGCACUUCGGCGAUGAAGAAAUGAUUGCCAAGUUGAUGAAGAUGGGAAGGUUGAAGCCAAAGAAAGAGAAGGGCGAAAUCUUGACGCGAGAUGUCAUGGAAGCGGCUGCUAACAUCGAGUUGAGCUCAGAGGAAAAGGGUAAGCUGUAA